GGCGGGGCGAGCCCGCCCGCUCCGGUCGCCCGUGGAGACGGGCUGCGGGCGGAGGACGGGAGCGGCUGGGCGGAUCAUUACACCGAUAAAAUCAAAGCAAGCCGGACAGGUAGCAAGACUGCCUAUGUAGACUAAGGAAUUUGCUGAAGGUCACAUAACCUGAGGCCAAGCUGGAUCUUGUGACUCCCAGUCUGGUGCUUUAAUCACGGACCGCUCCUGCUUUACAUGCUAGCUUCACCGCUUCACUGAAAAUGUCUGGCAAAACAGCUAGCACGACCAACAACAUAGCCCAGGCCCGAAGGACUGUCCAGCAGUUGAGAAUAGAAGCCUCAAUAGAAAGAAUAAAGGUGUCAAAAGCAUCGGCAGACCUAAUGCUCUACUGUGAAGAACACGCCAAGAAAGAUCCGUUGCUAAUGGGCAUACCUGCUUCGGAGAACCCUUUCAAGGACAAGAAGACCUGCGUGUUGUUAUAGGAGAGCGGCAGCUCCUCCGCAGCCCUCCAGGGCAGAGCCAGCCGCCGGCGGGCAGAUAGGCAAACACUCUGUAAGGCACCAGCUGUAGUUACUGUAUAAGAGCGGCCGUUCUUUUACCAAGCGUAUAAACGAUUUCUUAAGCUUUCUAAAGCAUUUCUUCUCUUCCCUAUCUUUAUUAGGAAGUGAGGUUUCAAAGUGAAUUAACUUCUUUUCUUGACCGAGGGAACGGGGUCUUGGCCAAGCCCGCGAGCGCUGUCCCUGCGGUGGGACGGGCAGGGCGAGCCGGGGGUCUUGUCCCCGCGGGAGCGGGUCCCAGCGUCCCUUUUCGAAUUACACAAACAAGACCAAAGUUGCCUGAGCUUUGCUCAGAAACCUGUUUAAACGUCAUUGGUGUUACUUUUUUUUAAUUAUGUAUGCAAGGAGGGGGGGGUGUACCUGUGUGGAUAGCGCGUGUUUAUGCUCAGACAGAUUUAAAGUGCAUUAUCUAGCAAAAGCUACCUUGAAAAAUGAUUGUAGCAACUGCUGGUGAACUCCAGGGAGCCGUGCCCGCGGCCUUCCUCGCGUUGCCUUCUCUUGGCAGGGGUUUUUAAGCGUAACAACUAAAGCGUCAAGAAUCGGAGAUCUGCAGAUUUAUUUUCCUGCUUUUUAAGAGGAGUUGAAAAAGCCGAAUUUUCAGCUUUGAUUCUGCUUCUCUGCGUUUUCUUCUCUAACUAAAAAUCCGCGUUAGUAUUAAAAAAAAGCCCUGUCAAAAGACUCAAAGGCUGCAAACCAGCACUGCCCUGGCUUCGUGCUGAGCCGGAGGCACGGUCCCGUCCCUCAGAGUCCCAGUUAGGUUUUGUGCAGGGAGUCAGAAUUUGGCUCUUUUAAAAAUUCAUUUUUAAAGGGGAAAAAUGCCAAAUUAUAUCCAGAUUGUGGUUAUGCAGAUACAAUUGGAGGGCCUUUCCAUCAAGUAAGUGAUUUUAUAUAUAUACAUAAUAAAUAUUCUUUCUCUCUGUGUGUGUAUAUGUGUAUAUAUAUAAAAACUUUAAUAGUAUAUUUAUGCAAACCUUGCAUAUUAACAGAAAACUUUGAAGGGAUUGAAAAUAAUACUGACUUCAGCUGCUUACAGGUGUCUUUCCCUGUAGCCAGUGGUUCGGAGGUUGAAGUUGCGAUCUGCCAUAACUCUGCAUUUCUGUAAUGACAUUUACAGAAUUUAUUAACCACUUGUAACUUACUGUCUUACAUUGCAUAUUUGUCAUUUCUAUAUUAAAUUAUAUACACACUAUUGA
Molecule: messenger RNA, 1741 nt
Organism: Grus americana (Whooping crane)
Lineage: Eukaryota; Metazoa; Chordata; Aves; Gruiformes; Gruidae
Gene: GNG12
Product: G protein subunit gamma 12
Exons: 5
Coding region: 252-473 (73 amino acids)
Biological process (GO): G protein-coupled receptor signaling pathway
Cellular component (GO): heterotrimeric G-protein complex
Molecular function (GO): G-protein beta-subunit binding
Source: RefSeq, a predicted model, not a curated record